UCAACGUGCAAAACACAUCGACCGAUAUUUUCUGAUGAAUGAAAAUACUGCCGCUCGGAUGUCUCGUCUUUAUUGGGUGGAAUUACUGCGUGUAGGAGGAGUUAUACUUGCGUAAUGUUACUACAAUUCUAUAAACAUGUGUCUGAAUUACAAGUGCAACUCAUUUGUUGUUAAAGUGAAACGAAAACGUUUGAAAUUGAAAAUAAGACGUUGUGUUCAAGCGUAGAGUAGUAGUAAUUUUCAAAUCCAGACUUCGUGAAGAUGUGGAAGAAGUGUAUAUCACAGCUGUAGUGUCUGAGCCCUUAUGUCAACCCAUGACAACAUAAAAUGACAGUUGGAACUAGACAUGUGUCACCACUCAAAGUGAUUUUAAUUUAAAACUUAUGAAAAUGGCAAAACUGAAACAUAACAAUGGAUAUAAUUUUUUGGCUGGAGCAAUAUUUGGUCUCUGUUUUGGCUUUAUUAUAUCCACAUGGUGUCGUAAUAAAUUUAUUCCAUGUUCUCCUUCGUUUUCUAAAUCUGGAUGCUGUCCUCGAAAAUUACAACCAGCAUUUGAAACAGAUCAACAGUCCAUUACAGAAACAAACAAAGUCAUUCCGAAUAAUGUAUACAUUGAAGAGGAGGAUGAAAAAGGUUUUCUCUUUGUUGGAAUAAUGACUGCCAAAAAGUAUUUGGAUUCCAGGGUUGUAGCAGCUUAUAAAACAUGGGCCAGAUCAAUUAACGGAAAAGUUAUAUUUUUCUCAAGUGAAGGAUCUCAUUCUACACAUGAUAUACCCAUAGUCAGCUUAAAAAAUGUUGAUGACUCAUACCCACCACAGAAAAAGUCAUUUUCAAUGCUUAAAUACAUGAGUGACCAUUACCUUAACAAGUAUGAAUGGUUCAUGAGGGCAGAUGACGACGUAUUUAUAAAAGGUGAAAUACUUGAACAGUUUCUGAGGUCUGUGAAUAGUUCUAGACCGCAAUUUAUUGGCCAAGCUGGGGUUGGAACAAAAGAAGAAAUAGGACUACUGAGUCUCGGAAGUACUGACAACUAUUGUAUGGGUGGAACAGGGAUGGUCUUCAGUAGAGAAACACUUCGGCUUCUAGCUCCUCAUUUAAAGUACUGUGUCAACAACUUAUACACAACACAUGAAGAUGUUGAGAUUGGACGGUGUGUUAGAAAAUUUGCCGGAAUCCCAUGUACUUGGUCAUAUGAGAUGCAGAAGCUGUUUUACCAGAACUUCAAGGAGUACAAGGGAUCGUUUGUUGAUACUCUUCUCGACAAGGAGGUACAAACAGCCAUCACCAUGCACCCAAUCAAGGAGCCCAUAUACCAGUUCCGCAUCAACAACCAUUUCUCUUCCACGCGCAUACAGCAACUCAGACAAAAGCAACUUGAGCUGCAUAGAGCGAUCAGUGAAAUGAACCAGGUGCUUAAUGAAAAUUCACCUUUUGACAAGUAUGGCCUAAAACCGUCUGUGAACAGCUUCAUACCAAAUAAAGCAAGUGAGGUUAUCGGUUGGGAGUUUGUAAAUUCUAAGACUGUCUCAUCUCAUUUGAAUGUGAAUCCACGUAAAGGUUUGACCUCUUACAGAAAGGAUACAAUGGAUGACAUUGUUUCAGAGACCAUGGACAUCAUCAACAGAAACUCUCGUCAAAGGGGAAGAAGCAUUGAUUUUAAAGAAGUCUUGUACGGCUAUUCAAGUAUAGAUCCUUUGAAUGGCCCAAACUAUAUUUUAGAUAUCUUACUGACUUACAGAAAACACAAAGGUAAAAAUGUCAAUGUUCCUGUAAGAAGACAUGCAUAUUUGCACCAGUCAUUCCUGAAAACACAAAUCACAGAAUCCCCAUUGACUUCUGAACCAGAUGAUUCAAAUAGUCAGAUCUCGCCACACAUUUUCAGGGCUUUGAGAGGCCCCUUGCAGAACACACAUUUAGAUAAACUGCAUGAAACUAUACACUUUAUUCUCCCACUUGCUGGCAAGGUGCGGGAAUUUGAACGAUUUAUGAAUAUUUAUGAGCAGAUAUGUUUGUCUAGAAAAGAAAAUGCUCAAAUGCAUAUUGUUUUGUUUACCAAAAAUAGUUCCCCUGAGGAAGUAGAGGAGAUAUUGAACAUUGCUGGGAAAUACCAGAAGAAAUACCGGAGUGAUUUGAUUGAGGUGAUAGAAGCAGACGGGGACUUUGCACGGGCCAGAGCUCUUGACCUUGGGGCCAAACAGUGUGCAAUGGAUGACCUUCUGUUCUGUGUUGAUGUUGACAUUCUUCUAACAAGGGAGGCUUUAACAAGAAUACGUCUCAAUACCAUACAAAGUACUCAGAUCUACUAUCCAAUAGUAUUCAGUCAGUAUGACCCAAGUGUUAUAUGUGAAGGUCUGUGUAAGAUUGGCAUGACAAACUUCACUGCCAAGGUUGGCUACUGGAGACAGUUUGGCUACGGAAUAGCUGCCAUGUAUAGGAGUGACCUUGAGAAAGUCGGAGGCUACGACAUUAGUAUACAGGGCUGGGGUAAAGAGGAUGUUGACCUCUUUGAAAAGUUUGUCAUGAGCAACUUGACAAUAUUCCGAGCUGUAGAUACAGGAAUGAUUCAUGCAUUCCAUCCUGUAACUUGUGACAUAAACCUAGAGCCAUCUCAGUUUCAGAUGUGCGUUGGGUCAAAGGCGACCAUUUUAGCAUCUCAAUACCAGCUGGCGGAGAUGGUUCUUGGCAUGAAGGAAGUACUCAAUAGAAAUAUGGAUACCAAAGUAUGACCAAAGUCUUCCAUUUAGUGAUAAUUGUAAUUUGUUUUGUUUGUUAUCAAUAUUUGUGUGUCUGUGUAUGCUUUGCUUUAACAUUUACUUCUUUUAAACAUUGCUUGGAUGUUUUACUUACAUACUUAAAUUUCUAGAUAAUUUUCAAAAAAAUUGGAUUAUUAACAAGUUAAUUCAAUGAUUUGUACUGCCAUAAAUUCCAUAACUUUCAUUGAAUUCUGUCAAAUAAAUCAGACAUAAUUCAGGCUAUGAAAGAAAAGGUGAAAAGCAAAUGACAAGAUUAUACAGAGGAAACUAAUGACAAAAUGUGGCAGAAAAUGACUUGUGUCUGUAUGAAAGUGUUACAUACAGAUCAUAAUUAAGUUGUAUGUCUGUAUUCGUUACUUACUACAAAACUUUGUCUAUUUAUUGUAUAGGUAAAUGAUAAUGUACAAACACGAAGACUAUACAUUGUAUUUUAUGGCAUUAUAUUCUCCACAAUGUGAUGUUGUUAUACACUGUACUUGUUUGUUCUUCACUACAGUUGAGAUUCAUUUAGUUUUUUGCCAUUUGUCCAAUUUCAUGUGAGCAUUUAUGACUGCGUACAUGUUUUAAUAUGUUGCAAUACUUGUGGAGGAAAUCUCGAGACAAAAUAGUAUUAUAACGCAUAAUUUUAACAAUGUGCAAAGCAUCAUCUAUUUUUCCUUGUCACCAGGUCAUGAUGUCUGUGUUAAAAUGUCCAUUUAAAAUUCACGUCUAUGUAAAUUUGUUGGAUGGUUAAGCCAAUUAUCAUCAUUUGUGUGACUGCAUGACAUUUGUUACAGCAUCGGCUUUAAAAGCUAUGUAAUGUUUUGAUGUGACUUCCACAGCAUGCAAUCAGAUUUUUAUGCAUUUUUCAUUGGUAAUGUCUCCAAGCUGUUGCAUAUGUUUUCAUUAUUAUUUUAAUGGGCUUUUUUUUUAAUUCAAAGAGAGGUAACUCAAACAUCAAUGCCUCAAAGACAAUUAGGCUUCUAGUUCUUGAGCACCUGCCAGAUGUAGUGCAAUAUUAGUGCUAAUGAAUCAAUGAUAUAUGAUUAUUUCUGUUUUGUAUGUUUACAGACAAUAGCAUAAUUGUGAUUAUAUUAUUUCUCCUAAUAUAAUAUUUUCUCUGUUCUCUUGCCAGUUAUUUCAGUUGCCAAAUUGUUUGUGUACACUAUAUUAGCUUGCAAUGAAACAAUUUAACCCACUUGACAGUGGUCUGCUCUGUUGUAGCCUAGUAUUUUUUGUUGCAUUUUAUAUAAAGUCUGUUGUUCUGACAUAAAAGCCAUUAUUAUUCUUUGAUGUUCUUGUUGUGGCUGGUUACUAGACUAUCUCUUGAUGUCAUUUUUAGCUCAACUUUUCAAAGAGUAAGGAGAGCUUUACUACUGACCAUAGGGUCGCCAACGCCAACACACCUUGAUUAAGGUUUUGCAUGUGAGCACCGUGAAAUCUUUAUCUCAGCAAAGGCAUCAUUUAUUGCAUUGAAACUUUAGGUUUGUUUGCCCAACUAUCCAACCCACUUAAUUAAUGAAGUUAGAAAACACUAAUUUGAAUAUAAUGCAAACAAUGGGCCUUUUUUAUUAGAAAUUCUGGUUACAGUGUUGCAUGUAAGCACACAUAGGUUAAUAUCUCAGCAACUACUUGAUGUAUUUCAUUGAGACUUUAUACAACUGUAAUCAACCAUCCAACAUACUUGAAUAACUAAGUUAGAUUACUGUAUUUUGCAAAUGAUGGCCUUUAUAGUUCAAUUUUAGAAAAUCAUGGUAAGGUUUUGCAUGUGUCCACAUUUAAGGUAGUAUCUCAGCUAAAACAUCGUGUAUUGCAUUGAAACUUUAAACAAGUGCUCCAAACCAUUGAAUCUUCUUAAAACAUCAAGUAAGAUCAUUCUAUCUUGCAUAUAAUGCAAUAUUUGCCCCAUUAUUAUUUGACUUAAUUCUGGUGUUUAAGGUGUUGCAUUUUACAUUGUUGUACUAAAACUUUGCAAUUCUUAACUUAAAAGUGUCUGAAAAGCUAUUGUCUCUGUGACAACUUGUUAGUACAUAUCCUUUACGCCACUCUAAUUUAUUAUUUUUGUUGAACAGAAUUUGAUAUCAACAAAAUGUUUUUGUUAGAAUUUUUCUUUAAUUUUAAACAGGAGUCAUUAAAAGUGAUUUUUUCCCCUCUUAUUCCUAUGUUUUAAAAGAUACAACUUAGCACUUGUUUGUACAAAUGUCAACACAUGUUCAUCUCUCAAACUGACUCUCUUUUUAACCAGGUUUUCAACAAAAACUAGGUUAUGAGAAUGGGGAUGUUGUUGGGCAUGCAGGCAGGCUUCAAACAUUGGUUUCUGCCCAAUAACCAAAGCUACCAUUGAUGGAUAGUAAUGAAAGUUGGUGUGUAGGUAGCUUAUGUGAAGAGCUAGCUUGAGAUUACUUUGGAGGGAAUGUGGUCAAGGUUUAUGUUACUAAAACUAGAAAAAUGGUUUCCAUGCAAUAACUUAUGAAAUGAUGGAUAGUUAGGAAAGUUUGUGUGAAGAGCUAGCUAGCUUGGGAUUGCUUUUGAGGGGUUGUGGUCAAGGUCAAGGUCACUGUAACUUAAAAUAGAAAAAUAGUUUCAGCCCAUUAUUUCAGUUACAGUAAUGAAAAAGGGUGUGUAGGUAGCUUUUAUGAAGAGCUAGCUAGGGAUUUCUUUUGAGGGGUUGGGGUCAUGGUCAGUGUUACUAAAACAGAAAAAGGCUUUCCGCUUUCCAACUUUAGUUAGAAUUGAUGGAAACCUAACACAUAAAAUACUUAACUAGAGUACAGUUACGUUUAUAUUUGAUAAAUGUAACGAUAAAGGCUGAUACUUUUUCAGAACUCGUACAAUAAAUUGAUUGGCCAUAAUUUCUGUUUGCCCAUAUUAAAAACCUGGUUUUGUCGCAUAGUGACACUUGUUAUUUAUACUUUAUUGGUAAAAAAGAAGAUAAAACUGAUGAACGCUAAAAUCAUUUGUCGUGGCCUUUGUGUUCAAUCAAAAGCAUAAAUUAGAAGUAAAUUUUGUCCUAUGGCCAUCAAUUGUUAUUGACAUUUUUAUGGUGAGGUAAAAUCGUAAAUACUUUUUAUAGAAAUUGUUCCUUAACAAAAAAAAAGUUUAAUAAUGACCAUCAGUGAAUAGUUCUUUCAUAUAAUAAAAAAGAUUACCAAAUGAAACUUUAAGGAAAUGUAAAGAUAUUAUAAACCAUUUAAAUAUUUUUACAUAAGACAUAACAAAUGCAGACAUCUGUCUUCCUGAUAUAUUGAUGUAAACGAUGCACCAGUCCUCUACUGUCAACAUACAUUUAUAAUAUGAGUGAAACAGAUGAAACUCUUUUCAUUUAUGUUAGAAAUGGACAGUUAUGUCAACAGACUUAUCUUUUAUACACUAUAUAUUCAUAUUUCUAACUCAUGUACUUUCUGAACAAGUGGCAUAUGUUUUUUAUGUUAUAAUCUUAAUUAUUUGUAACUGCUUUUUUCCCAGAAUUUUUAUUUUCUAGUCAUAAAGCUUUUCAUAAUGUUGUUUUAGCCUGAAUUUCUUUAUGCAAGUAACAAUUCUUUACUUUGAAAUAGUUGGAACAUAUUUGGUCAAAUCUGAAUGAUUAAGAAGGUUGGAGCAAGCUAAGGCAGUAAGUCUUCCUUAUUCAUUAAGAUUUUACCUACCAUGUUGUAAAUGUCUUAGAUUGUAACCCAUUUUCAGCAGACAGGGAACUUAAUUAUGAUGUCAUGUAUGUUAAGUUGUUAAACUACAAAUCUUUAGGAUUAUGCUUGUUGAAGGCUAAUAAGCAAUUUUAUUGGCUGGAAGGUCGGUUAUUAUCUAACGUUGUGUUAGUAUAGGUGUGUUGAUUUUAAAGCUUUAUUUGAUGGUGACUGACUGGGUGUGAUUUUAACAUAUUUAUUUUUAUCUAUGUAUUUUACAGAAUAAUUAUCACUUGUUGUUAUAAAGCUUUACAAUUGAGGAUUAAUGUAAGGUAUGACAUAACAUACAGCUGUCUUUGUCUGCAUGUUUUUUUGCUCAGUUUUAAACCCAAUGUUGAUUAAGCCAAAGAUAAGUCUGUGUAUAAUGACACAGUUCUAUUUCACCACUAAGUAGUAGCGUUUGAAGUGGUUGAACACAAUUUGAAGUAGAGUCAUUUUAAUUGUUCAGAUUGGCCUAUUCUUAUACAGUUAGUGUAAUGUUUAGGCCCAUGUAACUCCAAAUGUAAUUUUUGUUGAAUAUGCUGUUUCCUUCGGCAAAUAGGUACCGGUAUAUGAAUAUUUCAGUACAUGUUUGUGAUUCUUUUGAAGGGAUAAAUGUUUCACCCUAAUUUAGAAAGUAUGAGGGAUAUUUAUUAAUUUAUAGAUGUUAUUAUAGGUUUAAAUAACAAGAAUAGUGUAAAUACAUUUUAUGAUGAAAUAUCGUAGUUUUAAAUGCUUAUUUUGAUGAUAAACAUGUAAUGUACUAUAUGUCUGGCAAACCAAUCAAAAUAUUACCCGUUUAAUGAAUUCACAUAUAAUUGAUGUAAAACUAUUUUACGUGUUGUGACCAAUUUCAGGUCAUUAGGCCAUGAAUGUUUUUUGUCUGAUUUUCCUUUUCUUCCCAUAGAUGUUUUUAAUAAACUAGACGUUUUAUGCAAGGAAUCAUUUUGAACUAAAACAAUGCAACAGAGAGUACUCAACAAUAAACUUCUAUAUGAUAUUUAAUACAGUCACAUAAUUUUCAUAAUAUACUACGUUUGCAUAUAACUAUGUUUUUAUUACACAAUUUUUAAUAGGUUGUAUCACUUUUAUCCAUAAUACUUUAAAAUUCAUAAUUAUGCAUGAGUCUAUAUCAUUUUCGUUUUUAUCUACUUAUGAAGGCUGAACGCUGAAACGUUUAAAUAAAAAAAAUUUUUUUUUAAAAACAACAACAUGUCUAUGUGAUUUUUAGCUGGUGCAAUGGUGCAGUGUCCUUGCGUCUAUAAACAAUGGCCUGUGAACCCGAUCAUGUUGAACAGUAGUUAGAUACUCAUGAGAGCUCUGUUCCUUUUGAAAACCAGCCAGAUCUGCCCAUAUAUGACUGGAUUAUUGCCCUUGAAAUGCAUUUUUUAGGGAGACAACUUUGUUCAGAGAGUUGUUUAUUAUUGUAGUGUAGUCUCCCUUUGAAACAUGGUUACAUGUAGAGCAUAGCCCUCAUGGGCCUCUUGUUUUAUUUUUUUAUAAUGAUAUAAAGUUUUGUUUCAAAUAAAGACUGCUAAAGUGUAUUAGAAGGUUCCUUCUUUGUUGGUGCUGGAUGCAUGCAUGUAUGUAUUUUGAGGUCUAGAAGUCCCAAGUUUCACACUAUUUUCUGUGAUCCUGUAAUGCUCCCUAUCAACUUUUGUAUCUAUGCAACAAAAUGUUUGUCACAAAAUGGUAUAGUAUUUUAUUAUCUUAAAAUAAUGUUAUACAGAAAUGCCUCUUAUAUUUAUUUUAUUUUAAAAUGACCCUGUGCAUACAUUUUAUGACUAGAUGACUUGUGAAAGAUCAAAAAUAGUUUAGACUUACUGCCUAAUUGCAAGUCAUUUAUUUUAUUUUUGUUCUGCUGUUCAAGGCACCAAAAUGUACCCUAAUAUUCUUAAGGCUAUUUGGGCCUAUGAUAAACUUUAUUGAAAUGAAAGGAAUGAACAUUUCAUAUGACUUGUGAUGUUUUAAUUAUGUCAUACUCAUUAAAUUAUGUUUUAUCAUAGUGUACAUUGUUAUUAUUAAAAGGCAAACUGUG
This is a messenger RNA of Mya arenaria, 8429 nucleotides long. RefSeq names its product chondroitin sulfate synthase 1-like. Lineage: Eukaryota; Metazoa; Mollusca; Bivalvia; Myida; Myidae. The coding region runs from base 384 to 2726 and encodes 780 amino acids. Gene Ontology annotation, cellular component: Golgi cisterna membrane. The record is from RefSeq and is a predicted model, not a curated record. The transcript is spliced from 2 exons. Gene Ontology annotation, molecular function: glucuronosyl-N-acetylgalactosaminyl-proteoglycan 4-beta-N-acetylgalactosaminyltransferase activity.